AUGUCUGGCAAACCCAAGCUGCACUACUUUAAUGGACGAGGCCGAAUGGAAUCAAUACGGUGGCUACUAGCAGCAGCCGGGGUUGAGUUUGAAGAAUGUUUUCUGGAAACAAAGGAUGAUCUGACAAAGCUACAGAAGGAUGGAUCCCUGCUGUUUCAGCAAGUGCCAAUGGUGGAGAUUGAUGGGAUGAAGAUGGUGCAGAGCAGAGCCAUUGGCAACUACAUAUCAACAAAGUACAACCUCUACGGGAAGGACCUGAAGGAGAGAGCCCUAAUUGAUAUGUACGUGGAAGCAAUAAUAGAUCUGAAUGAGUUACUCAUGACCCAUACUUUCCAACCAGCGGAUAAAAAGGAGCAACAUUUUGCUACUAUUGUGGACAAGGCCACAAACAGAUACUUCCCAGUCUACGAGAAGGUUUUGAAAGACCACGGACAAGACUUUCUUGUUGGCAACCAGUUUAGCAGGGCAGAUGUGCAAUUACUUGAAACCCUUUUAAUGGCAGAAGAGUGCAAGCCUGAUAUACUCUCCAAAUUUCCUCUUUUGCAGAGUUUUAAAGCAAGAAUAAGCAAUAUCCCCACAAUAAAGAAAUUCCUGCAGCCUGGAAGCCAGAGGAAACCACCACUACAGGAGAAAGAUGUACCAAAACUGAUGAAAAUUUUCCACUGA
This is a messenger RNA of Charadrius vociferus (killdeer), 666 nucleotides long. RefSeq names its product glutathione S-transferase-like. The transcript is spliced from 6 exons. Bases 1 to 666 code for a protein of 221 amino acids. Gene Ontology annotation, biological process: glutathione metabolic process; xenobiotic metabolic process. Lineage: Eukaryota; Metazoa; Chordata; Aves; Charadriiformes; Charadriidae. The record is from RefSeq and is a predicted model, not a curated record. Gene Ontology annotation, molecular function: glutathione transferase activity.